This is a messenger RNA of Cladocopium goreaui, 7606 nucleotides long. Lineage: Eukaryota; Dinophyceae; Suessiales; Symbiodiniaceae. The record is from the annotation of a GenBank genome assembly.
AAGGCCCAUGACCAACCUGCAACAGGCUUAUUUGGAAAGGAUGCAAGCCACCAGUGGCUAUGGUCGCAUCAGUGAGUCUGCCGGGUCUCCUUCAGUGCGUCUGCCUGUGAAUCCCUUGCCGGUCGAUACCUUGAACAACUUGCAGGCACAGUCCGACCAGGUGCUACGACGCGUUGCGGCGCUGGAGUCCUCGAUGACUGAGGUCACCAGGCGCUUGGACGAUUGGACUGAGGUGACCCGCGGAGGAAUCGCUGACUUGCGGUCCGAGAUCGGGGCGGUGAAAUUGGAACAACGCUUCGCUCAGACGCUUCGAAGCUCGGGUGGCGACGCUUCGGCUCGCCAGACGCCCUUGGCUCACUCAGUGGCCACGGGUACACCAACGGGCCGCAGCGAAGCCAGCGUAGAAGUCAUGGGCGAGGAGCUCAAGAAGAGGUUGGAAGUCUAUGAGCGCAAACUCUCUGCCAUCCACAGUGAACACAUGUUCGACGCCACCACUAUGAAAGAGCGCCUGGAGGCCGCCUUGCGUGAGAGCGACAAUCAGAUGUCGAGGGCUGAUGAGCUGCAGGCCUUGAUGAAGGAGGAGCAAGGCCGUCGUGCCCUGCUCUUUGCCCGCCUCGAGGCUGUAGAGGCGUCAAUGCAAGACCUGCGCACCAGCCAGCGUGAUUUCGCCUCCACGCCAGAGGCCACUGAGAAUCUGCUCCGUGCUGAGAUGAAACAGGAGGUGCAGCGCUUACGAGAGGACCUGGGUGGUUUGGGGCUGGCCCGAGGCAGCGACGACAUGGCACGACGCUGUGAAGAACUGGAUCGCAGGAUGUCUGAGCUGCACCACAUGGUGGAGGCAUCCGUACGAGGCGCAGAUGCGCUCCAAUGCAGGUGCGACAUCCUGGAGAAUCGCUUCGAGAGUGGGGCUGGUGCCGUGUCCGAGGAUCUAUUGCAGACGCAUGCGGCUUUCUCGCAGGAGUCGACAACGCAACUUCGAAACGAGCUGCGCAAGGAGAUGUUGACGCUUCGCGAUGAGUUGGAACGACGUAGCACCGAGCAGCACCAGAGCAUGGCGCAGAUGGAGGCAUCGCGCAUGGAUCUGCAGAGGAAGCAGGAAGCCUCGGAGCGACAGCUCAUGGAGUGGAAGCAGGACCACUUGUCUGAGACCGUGGCGCUGCGUGGUCGCCUCGAGGAGUCCGUGGGUGAACAUCAUGCCAAUCAGGUUGGCCUCGGGGAUAUCAAACAAGAAGUCAACGAUGAACGCCAUCGUCGCAGGGAGGAGAUGUGUGCGGUACGUUCGCGGCUGGAGGCCCUUGAGAAGUUGGAGGCAGCUCCCAGAGUGAGUAUGGAGCCGCGGGAGGAUCUAGGUGAGACGAAGGCGUCCUUGGCACGACUGGCUAAAGACCUGAAUGUCAUGAGGGAAGAACAUGAUCAGGCCAUCAGCAGCUUGGGCAGCUUGACGGAGUUGGUGGCGAAGACCGCCACUGCCGGCAUCCAACGCACCGAGGAGCGAUUGGCGGCAGAUCUCACUGGGAAGCGCCGGGACUUUGAGCGUUCCCUGGUCCAUCACCGUGAACAGAUGGAAAGAGAGGCGAAGGCAAUUAUUGCAGAAGUGAAGAAUUUGAGCCCCACUCUACUGGCUGCAGGAGGUUGCGCCGGACAACUUGAUGUGAGCGACGAUCGCAUGGAGGCGCCCGUGAAAAAUCCGCCGACUCAGUCGGCCAAGAGCCCCCCUCCACCGGAGACGAUCGCGAAAGUCGAGGCAGAUGAUGACAUGCCCAUGGUGGAGCUCAAGCAAGAAGUGUCUGAGGAGCCCAAGAAAAGGCCUCCAAUGGCCUCCUUCUGCAAGCUCUUCUCCAUGAUGGAUUGCAAGGAAGCCGCUAUCUUGAUCAUUGGCAUAUUGGGCGCCAUUGGCAACGGUAUCAGUCAGCCCUUGCUGUGUAUCGUCUUUGGCGACCUCAUCGAUAGCAUGGGCAUCUCCAUGACCGGCGCCACCUUUGCGGCUGAAAAUAUGACAGCAGACGCCAUGGCGACAAUUGAGCAGCAGGUUUCCGAAUCGCAGGCGAUGGACCAAAUGAUGAGCAAGAUGGAAGAGUUGUGUCUUAUCAUGGCCCUGGUUGGCGUGGCAAACAUCGUGGCCAGCAGUCUGCAGGGCGCCUGCUUCAAAAUCUUCUCUGAACUUCAGGCGACGAAGUUCCGUAUUCUGUACUUUGACAUUGUCCUUCACCAGGACGUGAGCUGGUUCGACCUGCAAGAAGUGGCGGCUCUGCCGGCGGAGAUCAACGAUGACUUGGAGCCGCUCGGCAGCCGCGAUCGGAAGAUCCAAGAUGCCUUCGGCGAUAAGUUCGGCAACGGCAUCAUGGCCUUCAGCGCCUUCCUGGGAGGCUUUGGUUGCGCCUUCGGCAUGGGUUGGCUCCUGGCUCUGGUGAUGUGCGCCAUCUUGCCCUUCAUGGGUGUUGGAGCUGCCUUGAUGGGCAAGGCUGUGCAAGAGGUCCAGAUGGAGUCUCAGAGUUGGUAUGCCAAAGCUUCGGCAGUGGUUGAGGAGUGCCUCUUUGCCAUGCGCACCGUGGUGGCCUUCGGAGGCGAACACAAGGAGUUGCAGCGUUUCCAGGGGGCCCUGGUGCAAGCGCGACGCGGGGGGGUCAGGAAUGGCUUCAAGAUUGGAGCUGGCAUGGGCUACACCAUGUGCGUGGUCUUUCUGGGCUAUGCCCUGGCUUUCUACGUGGGAAUGCUCUUGCGUUACAACGAUGAGAAGAACCCGGCCACCGGCGAGUUAUGGCAGCCUGGAACGAUCUUGGCGAUCUUCUUCUGCAUUUUCAUCGGUAGCUUCAUGAUUGGCAUCCGGGCAGUCGGUUCGGGUUCCGUUCAGAUCGGGGUCAUGGGUCGCGCCUCCGACUUGUCCUCCGCGGAUGAUGGGGUGACUGGCUGCGCCACCUUUGGAAAGCGAGGGAGUGAUGAGGGCGCCCCAUGGGUCCCUCCUGCGGCGCCUGCGGGUUGCCCUCCGCGGAUGCCGGAAACGCCAGCUGGACCAGCUGAAACUGGUCAGAGUGAGGUGAAGGGUAGGCUCGAGAGAUACUUUGCCAAGUCGACCAGCAAGGCAUCUGCCAUUGUUCCCGUUCCGGACCCCUCCUUUGCGAGUUCACCCAGCAGAUCGGAGGUCGAGCAGAUCCAGCUCUGUUCGCCCACGCUCUUCUACACCGUUGCAGCCUCCGCAUUAGGAGCCAUUUUCAUCUUCUUAGGGCUCUCUAUUCUCAGCCUCUGUGAGAGCCAUAUAGCAGAGGACCCAGAAACGCCGGAGGUGUUCUGGGUGCUUACCGGCAGAUGGGCGGCCUGGACCUUGUGCUAUCACCUUCCCGUUUUCUCUUUGGCGAUUCUGAACAUCCGCGCCUUCUGUGUCUACGGCAGUUCUCCCACAUGCUUGAUAAGUGAUGUGAACUUUCUUCAUAAACGUUCUGAAGAGGAUGGUUGGAAGAGGCCCAGACUGAUAGGCCUUUCUUGCAUUCUGCUGCACAUCGCCAAUCUUCUGGUGUAUGGGAUGCUCUUCUACGUGUAUGUUGGACGUGAGAAACAACACUUUGGUUUGAUCUUGAUCCAUGGUAUCGGGCACCUGCUGUGCAUGAUCACGUCUGAAAGCUGGGCCACGUGGUUUUUACCGAUGCCUCUGGCGGAGAAGUACAGCAGGCGCAUGGGGCCCUCCACGCUGGGCACAGCACUGCUGGGAUUUCUGGCGGUCAUCGUGGGCUACACUAUGGCUUUCCGCUUGGCCGGACCGUGGAUUGGGGUGUUCUUGCCCAGCUUGUUGAGUCUGUACGAGCUGGGCAGCACGGCUGUCCUGGUCAGGACCUUUACGAAGGAAUUUGUGCAGCAAAGGGAGGUCCGAGAGAUCUAUUCGAUGGCUGGUGCCAACCAGGGCAUUUUAGUGUCCAGCCACAUCUGCAUGCUUCAUGCAAUGGCCGAGGGGGCCAGGAUGAUCCUCAUUUUGGCGCCCAUCACUCACAAUGAGGCAGACUACGACGCGUUCCUGACGCCAAUCAUCAGUGGUUUUUUGUGGAACGUCAUGGUCCGCGCUGGCGUCUUGGAGCGUUUCCUCUUCGUGGCGAGUUGUGGCUGGAAGACCUGUAGCCGCUGCAACCUGCUACUGCAGAAGGUGAAGUACUCCACGGGCUUUCCGCGCUUCUUCGUGCUGGCCGCCAUUGCUGCGGUGCGUGGCUGUUUCCGGGAGGUGUUGCCGGCUGGGCAGGAGAGAUUGGGUUAUGCUAUUCUCUGCUUGCUGCUGGCGGACCUUUCGGAGAAUCUGGUGAGUUGGAUCCUGAAGUCUUGUGGUUGGCAGGUCUACCCCGAGUGGCGCCCGCUGUCGCUGGAGCAGCUGAAGUCCCUGGCGGCGGCGCAGCUGCGGCGCCGGGCCGCGUCCAUCGACUUCGACGCCGUCGGCGGGGCCCUGGCGCAGUCGGAGAACACGAAAGGUUUCAGAGAGGAAUGUUGGAAGCUGAGAGCUCGGUUUGACUUUCUCUAUGGCAAAGAAGAUUGGGAAAUCCUCCCUUUCUGGGCGCAUGUGGUGCCCGUGUUCAUCGCCCAAUUCCACACCUUGCUGUGCAUCAUCUUUCUCUGCAACGGCUUGCACUAUGUCUUGGGCUUUUGUCAAGGAAGCUAUGAUGGCAUUGGACGUGCCCUGAUGUGGUGGCCUUCGAUGACUGAUGAGAUCUGUGAAACUUUCAUAGUUGCAGCGAUGGCCUGGCUGGGAGCUUUCCGCCCCUUACGUGCGGCAGCGAAGGUGGAAGGUAACCUGGACCCGAGCGUGAAGGCGAUGCAAGCCGCACGCAUGGCUGCGGGGCGUUUCUUUUCCGUGAAGGAGAAGCAUCCAGAGGUGCAAUGCCGUGGAGAGGACACGCGCAAGGAACUCCAGAGCAUCGAGAAGUUUGAGCUGGAAGCAGUGCACUUCAACUACCCCGCACGGCCCGAGGUGAAGAUUCUGAACGGCCUCUCGCUGAGCAUCAGCCGCGGCCAAAAGGUGGCCGUGGUGGGCGAGAGCGGCUCUGGGAAGAGCACGGUGAUGGCCCUCUUGGAACGAUUCUACGAUCCCUCAGCCGGGCGCGUCCUGGUGAAUGGAGAGGACAUGAAGAACUUCAAGAUCUCAGCCCUUCGAAGGUGCAUCGGUUACGUGGGGCAGGAGCCUGUGCUUUUUGCCAGCUCCAUUCGGCACAACAUCAUGCAAGGAUUCCCCGAUGCCACCAAGGAAGAUUUCCAGAAGGCAUGUGCCGAUGCCCAGCUGUCCUUUGUGGAGAAUCUGCCGGAGAAGUACAACACCUUCGUGGGCGCCGGCGGCGGGCAGUUGAGCGGCGGCCAGAAGCAGCGUAUCGCCAUCGCGCGCGCCCUGUUGAAGAAGGCGUCGUUCCUCUUCCUGGAUGAAGCCACUAGCGCCUUGGACAAUACGUCGGAGAAGAUGAUCCAGCAGACCAUUGACAGUAUCAGCUCCAAUAGCGAGAGUGGCCUGGGUAUUGUGAGCAUCGCACAUCGUCUUAGCACUGUGAGGAACAGCGACCUGAUCUACGUCUUGGGUCGUGGUGCCCUGUUGGAGAGCGGCAACCACCAGCAGCUGAUGGAAAGGAAGGGUGCCUACUAUGCCUUGGUGGCGGCACAAGAAUCUUCCGAGAAGGCGGACGACGCGGAGGACCAUCAGCUUCCCCAUGACCACACCAGUCACAUGUUGGUGCGUCAGAUGAGCGAACAGAGUGGUGAGUCCCAGAACGCACGCAUUGCACGUGAGAAGAAGGAGGAAGAGGAGCGGGAGAAGAAGAUUCAGAAGGACUACAAGGUGCCAAUGGGCCGCCUCUUUAGCUACAACCGCCCCGAGUGGCCCUUCUUCAUCCCCGCCGUGCUGGGCGCGUUGAUCGAUGGCUCUGCUAUGCCUCUGUGCACCAUCGCCCUGGUGGGGUCCAUGAGAGGUUUCUUCAAACCCAAGGAGGAGAUGCGAGAGGACUUGGAGUGGAUGUGCGUCAUCUUCGUUCUGAUUGCGGUCAGCUGCUUCAUUGGCAGCACGAUCAGCCACGGAUGCUUCUCGAUCCUGGGUGAGGCGAUGACCCAACGCCUACGCGUGGCCAUUCUGACCUCCAUGUUCCGCCAGGAGGUGGGAUUCCACGACAAUCCCGAGAACACUCCAGGCAUGUUGUCGAAAGCCCUGGAGCUCUGGGCGUUCCGCGUGAGCGUGCUGUGCAAGUCGAUCCAAGCCAAGGCUGCGGCGCUGAGUUCUUUGGUGGUGGGCAUCGUGUUGGCCUUCGUUUACUGCUGGCAGAUGGCGCUCGUGAUGUUGGGUGCUCUGGCGGGUUCCAUUCCUGUGAUGAUCCUGGCGAACGCCAUUCAGAUGUUGGUGCUGCUGGGUGCUUCCAAGAAUGACAACGAGAACUUGACCAACGCCCAGCAGAUCGUCACCGACAGUUUGAUGAACGCACGCACCGUGCAAGCUUUGGGUGUCGAACGAUCCCUGGUGUCCAUGUACAUGACCUGGGUGGAGAAGUCCGCAAGCGGCAUGUAUUCUCGGAACAUCUUGGCAGGCAUUGGCUUUGGAAUCGCCUCGGGCGUGAUGUUCUUCAUCAUGGCGGGGGGCUUCUUUGUGGCUUCCCUCCUGAUCCAGGAGAAAGUUGCAGACUUUGAGGGAGUGAUGAUGGCAUUCAUGGGCAUCUUCUAUGCUGGCAUGGGCGCUGGACAGGCUGCUGUGAUGAUGGGCGACGCAACGAAGGCCAAGGUGGCAUGCCACGACAUGUUCAAGUUGAUGGACCGUGAGUCGCAGAUUGAGGGACUGGAGCCCAAGGGUGACAGCCCACAGAAGUUGGAUGCAGGUAUCAUUGAGUUCAAGGACGUGAAGUUCUUCUACCCCUUCCGCCCGGAAAUCCAGGUGCUGAAGGGUAUCAACUUCAAGAUCUCCAGUGGCCAAUCCGUUGGCCUCGUUGGUCCCUCGGGCGGCGGCAAGAGCACGGUGAUGUCGCUGCUGCAGCGCUUCUACGACCCGCAGGAAGGAAGCGUGCUCGUGGGCAGCGAGAAACUCCCCCUGCACUCGCUGAACAUCCGCUGGUGGCGCAAACAGAUCGGCUUUGUGGGCCAAGAACCGGUGCUCUUCAACACCACGGUGAGGGCCAAUUUGAUGUAUGGCAUUGAUGAGGGAGACACCCACCUCACCGAUGACUACCUCAGGAAGUGCGAGAAGAUGUGCAACCUUGGAUUCCUCUACAAGAAUGGCAACAGUGGUCUUGAGACCAGCGUCGGGCCCCGCGGCAGCCGCCUUUCUGGAGGGCAGAAGCAGCGCGUGGCCAUCUGCCGCGCCCUGCUGCGCGACCCCAAAGUCAUGUUGCUGGACGAGGCCACUAGCGCGCUGGACACGCAAAGCGAAGCGAUUGUCCAGAAGGCCCUUGAAGCGGCGUUGCAAGGGCGGACCUCCUUUGCCAUCGCCCACCGCUUGUCCACGAUCCAAGGCUGCGAUGUGAUCCUCGUGAACGCCGAUGGUCGGGUGGUCGAAUCUGGAAACCAUGCCCAGCUCAUGGCACUGAAAGGCGCGGGGACCAGGGGGACCUGGGGGACCUGGAGGACCUGGGGGACCUGGGGGACCUGGCACCAAGAAAUCCCAGCAUUUUGA